AUGUUGAACGAUUUGGAUGAGCUGCCCGAGUUCAUGCCGGGCAGGCUGGAAGAAAUUUACGCGUGGCUGGCCGUGUGUGACGCUACUAGUGCAGCGGACAAGCCAUCAUUCCUGCCGCGCAUGCGGGUGGCGGAGCAGGGGGCGGGGAGGGCGCUGGGGGUGGUGGCGCAGGCGAACGCGGCGUGGCAACUUUUCCUGCACGCGCACGUGCAGCCCGAUCCCUGGCUCCCCGAGUUCGACGUCUUCGCUACCAACAUUCUCCAGGCGAGGUUGGGAAGGGAAGUGGUGGAGGUGAAGGAGGAGGAGGAGAGGGAGGGGGAGCAGGGGUUGGAAGGGGUUAUGGAGGGAGAUCAGUGGGAUCCUGGCAAGCUCGGGUUCUUUCGAUCCCGCCUUCCCUCUCUUCCCCUCCUUGCGCCGUCAAGCUCUGAAGACCUUCCUGUUGCUGCUGCAGCUGCUGCUGGGGGAGGUGGAGGUGGUGCUGCUGCUGCUGUUGUUGGUAGUGGUGGUGCUGGCGGUGGCAGUGGCAGCGGUGGUGGUUUGACGAUUACUGUGCCGUCGUUCCGAUCGCGGUCCCCAUUGCCCCCCUUAACGCCCAAGACACCCCGAACCGGCUCUGGCUCAGCCCUCAAGUCACCCAAGCAACGGAUCGCACCGCCUGCUGGUGCUGGUGUUGGUGCUGGUGCCGGUGCUGGUGCUGGUGCUGGUGUUGGUGCUGGUGCCGGUGCUGGUGCUGGUGUUGGUGUUGGUGCUGGUGUUGGUCGCCCCGAGACGCUUUUUGAGGCGCCUCAAAGAGACAGAAGCCGGCAGCAGCACCGGCAGGGAGAGGUGCCCCUUGAGUCGACUCAAAAGAAGUCUCCCUCUCCUCAGCACUCCGUGAGUUCGAUUCACAAGAGCAGAGACAGGAGUAGGCAUCCGCACGGGCAGGCAGAGGAGGCUUUUGAGUCGCGUAUUAAACUGUCUUCCCCACAGAGGUCUGUGAGUUCGAUUCACGAGAGCAGAGACAGAAGCCGGCAGCAGUACGGGCAGGAAGAGGAAGCUUUUGAGUCGAGUCGGAAGGCUCCCUCUCCCCGACGUUCCGUCAGUUCGAUUCAUGAAAGGAGAGACAGGAACCGGCAACAGUACGGACUGGCAGAGCUGCAGGCAUGGCAGUGGCAGCACGCGGGAAAGCAGCAGUAUGGGGGGCAGCAGCAGGAGGGAAUGCAGCAGCAUGGGGGGCAGCAGGGUCAGCAACAGUUGGCAAAACAGCACAUGCAGAUGCUGCUGAUGGGGCAGGCGGAGGGGAAGCAGCAGGGGCAGGGGCAGGGGCGGGGGUAUGCACUUGAGGGGUUUUCUGCUGCAGUGGAGGCACAAAGAGAAACAGUUUCUGAGGCGCCUAUCGUCCCACCUUCUGACUCCGCGUCUCCCUCGUUUUCUUCCUUUGUCUCCGAGAUUCCCUCUUCAUCUCUUGAGUCUGCUCCUGCAAUUGCCGCACGAGCAGCAGUUGUUGAUGCGGCAAGGGUUCCACCUCCUGUCUCCGCAUCUCCCUCUUUUUCUUCUUUUGUCUCCUCGUCUCCCUCUUUUUCUUCUGGUUCUGCUGCUGCAAUUGCCGCACGAGCAGCAGCAGUUGUUGAUGCGGCAAGGGUUCCACCUCCUGUCUCCGCAUCUCCCUCUUUUUCUUCUUUUGUCUCCUCGUCUCCCUCUUUUUCUUCUGGUUCUGCUGCUGCAAUUGCCGCACGAGCAGCAGCAGCAGUUGUUGACGCGCCGAAAGUUCCGUCUCCCAUCUCCGAGUUUCCCUCUUCAACUUUUGAAUCAGCUGCUGCAAUAGCCGCACGAGCAGCAGCCAGAAUUCGCCGCCCCUCCCCUCCCCCUCUCUUCCUCAAUGCAAGCUCAGCGCUGGUCAGGCAUAAAACAGACCCAAGUCACAGCGUGCAGCAGCAGCAGGAGCAGCAGCAGCAGCAGCAGCAGCAGCAGCAGCAGCAGCAGCAGCAGCAGCAGCAGCAGCAGCAGCAGCAGCAGCAGCAGCAGCAGAAGGAUGCUUCAGCCUUGGAGGAGCAGCAGAGGGAGGGAGGGGGAUGGUGA
Closterium sp. Naga37s-1 is the source of this 2058-nucleotide messenger RNA. Lineage: Eukaryota; Viridiplantae; Streptophyta; Zygnematophyceae; Desmidiales; Closteriaceae. The record is from the annotation of a GenBank genome assembly.